Molecule: messenger RNA, 1579 nt
Organism: Gossypium raimondii (Peruvian cotton)
Lineage: Eukaryota; Viridiplantae; Streptophyta; Magnoliopsida; Malvales; Malvaceae
Product: receptor-like protein 44
Exons: 2
Coding region: 366-1169 (267 amino acids)
Molecular function (GO): protein binding
Source: RefSeq, a predicted model, not a curated record
CUCUGUCAGCCCCACCCUCUCCCUCUGGCUUUGGCCUCAAUAUUUUAUUAAACACUCUUUCACUUUCACCAAGCCCUUCCUCAACCUAUCUCUCCUUUUUGAUUUCUAACCUGCGCCUAUAAAUUAUAAACACAGCAACAGGGAAUUUUAUGCAAACACCACUGCUUCUUCUUCUUCUCUCUCUGUUCUUCCCUGUUUCUAUCAUUUUCUUUGCUUUUACCGUCUAUAUGAUUGUACCAUUACAAUAGUGAACAACACAAGGAGUAGGUGAAAAUCCAACAAAAAAAGGAGGAGGAAUCCUCCUUCAACACCGAGUUUAUAUUAUUUUUCACCCAAGAUUUGCUGUUUCUUUUGGUUUCUGUUUAAUGGGCCUGCUAAUUGUGUUGCUCCUAACGUGCGCCGCACUUCCAUGGGCUUCAUCAGAUCCGAGCGACGAGGCGUGUUUGACUCACUUGAGCCAAACUUUGAAAGACCCGCUGAAGAACCUGCAAAACUGGACCAAAUCCACCUUCGUAAACCCUUGUAGCGGUUUCACUUCCUAUCUGCCCGGUGCCACUUGUAACAAUGGUCGAAUCUACAAGCUUUCCCUCACCAACCUCUCCCUCCAAGGCUCCAUCUCUCCUUUUCUUUCCAACUGUACCAAUCUUCAAUCGCUUGACUUAUCUUCAAACUCCAUCUCCGGUACCAUCCCCCAAGAUUUACAGUAUUUAGUCAACCUGGCAGUGCUCAAUCUCUCAUCAAACCGUCUCGAAGGAGAGAUCCCACCGCAGCUUACCUUGUGCGCUUAUCUAAACGUCAUUGAUCUUCAUGACAAUUUACUUACCGGUCAGAUUCCUCAAGAAUUAGGCCUUCUAGCACGUUUGUCGGCAUUUGAUGUUUCUUACAACAAGCUCUCAGGGCCAAUACCAGCUUCUUUAGGGAACAGGAGUGGGGCUUUGCCAAGGUUCAAUGCUACUUCUUUUGAAGGAAAUAAGAAUCUUUAUGGGUACCCUUUGCCACCUAUGAAAACCAAAGGGUUGUCUGUUUUAGCCAUUGUUGGAAUCGGAUUGGGAAGUGGACUUGCUAGUUUGGUGCUAAGUUUUACUGGGGUUUGUAUUUGGUUGAAGAUUACAGAGGAAAAAAUGGCUGCCGAAGAAGGCAAAGUUAGUCAAUAUAUGCCUGAUUAUUGAAACCUUAAUCUGGGUUUAACUUGUUAUUCAACAUCAUUCAACUCAAAUGCUUCCAAAAAAAAAAACUCGAAAAAUUCCAGCCUUCCAGUCUGCAUAAAUUGCAGAAUCAGUGGGGAUGAUGGAUCCUGGAAUUUGGUCUGCUGGUGGCAAUGGCUUAAACUAAAUUAUAGAUAAAAGAAGAAGAAAUGGUGGGGACUGUGCUUGUAAAAAAUCCUUGCAUUUAUUAAAAAAUGCACUUGAACCUAGUUGGGUUUCUUUUUCUCGUGCGAGGUGGUGGGAGACCAGCAUCUUCACAUCAUAUGCCUAUUCGUAUUAUCGUCUAAUUUCUAAAUGGAAUGCUUUUAACUAACUCUGUACUUGAAUUUUAGAUUUGGGUAACUUCAAUUAAUAGACUAGUGGCAUUACUUUAA